Messenger RNA from Cooperia oncophora, 1146 nucleotides. NCBI's taxonomy places the organism in Eukaryota, Metazoa, Nematoda, Chromadorea, Rhabditida, Trichostrongylidae. The record is from the annotation of a GenBank genome assembly.
AUGUAUCGAAUGAGUAAUAUGUAUUUCCUAUUACAGCACCAGGACUUGGUGAUAACUCCGGCGACGGGAAGCGAGUUACGUGCGAAACCCGAUCCGAAUGAUGUACUGAAAUUUGGUCAUCAUUAUGCCGAUCAUAUGUCGUUUGCCGACUGGAGCGAACGUGACGGCUGGUCGCAUCCACAAAUAACACCUCUAAGGAAUCUUAGCAUUCAUCCAGGGUCAAAGGUCCUCCAUUAUGCUACCGAAUUAUUCGAGGGUAUGAAAGCAUACAGAGGAGUGGAUAAUAAGAUUCGACUAUUUCGCCCAGAUAAAAAUAUGGCACGUAUGCGGCGAACAGCUCAUCGAGCUGCUCUUCCAGAUUUCGAUACUGAAGAGUUGAUCAAGAUUAUUUGCGAUCAGAUCGCCCUUGAUCAGGAAUGGGUCCCAUACUCUUCAACGUCUUCGCUAUACAUUAGACCUACUCUCAUCGGCACCGAUCCUACGUUGGGAGUCGGCUUUCCGCUAGAAGCCAAGCUGUUUGUCUUGACGGGACCAGUUGGACAAUACUACUCGACUGGAUUCCAACCUGUCCGACUUCUUGCAGACCCUCAGUACGUCAGAGCCUUCCCAGGAGGUGUUGGUGCCUUCAAAAUGGGAUGCAAUUAUGCCCCAACCAUCUGGGUAGGAAAAGAGGCUGCAGCACGAAAUUGUCAGCAAGUUCUCUGGUUGCAUGGUGAAGACGAAGAAGUGACGGAAGUGGGAACGAUGAACAUUUUCGUGUACUGGAAGAAUGCACAAGGAGAGAUUGAGUUGAUUACACCACCACUAGAACGAGGUCUCAUUCUGCCCGGUGUAACCCGUGACUCACUUCUCGAAUUGGCACGAGAAUGGGGAGAGUUCAAGGUUUCCGAAAAGUCGUUCACAAUGCACGAUGUCAAGAAAGCCCUUGAUGAGGGUCGGUUAUUGGAGAUGUUUGGUGCUGGAACUGCCUGCGUUGUGUCACCCAUUGGCCAGAUCCUUUACUAUAACCGGGAGAAGGGACUUCAUGAAACCUGGGACGUACCGACUAUGAAGAACACCCCGAACCUUAUGCAACGGUUUUACGAGACCAUCAACGACAUUCAAUACGGUCGGACUAUGCACCCGACAUGGACGCGAACGAUCUAA